AUGCGGCACUUAAAAUUCAUAGCAAGGACCAUUUUCGUGCAGAAUAACGACGUGGAUGCGGCCUGCCGUACUUUGAACCGCAUUUUGGGCCGUGAAGAUAUUCUGGACCAAUUUAGAAGAACGAGGUUUUUUGAAAAGCCCCACCAGUUCCGCAGGAGGAUAAAUUUCGAGAAAUGCAAAGCUAUUUACAAUGAAGAUAUGGAUCGUAAGAUACAGUUUGUUUUAAGGAAAAACAGGGCAGAUCCAUUCCCAGGAAGUUUUUAG
Brassicogethes aeneus is the source of this 264-nucleotide messenger RNA. Lineage: Eukaryota; Metazoa; Arthropoda; Insecta; Coleoptera; Nitidulidae. The record is from the annotation of a GenBank genome assembly.